Molecule: messenger RNA, 990 nt
Organism: Suillus bovinus
Lineage: Eukaryota; Fungi; Basidiomycota; Agaricomycetes; Boletales; Suillaceae
Exons: 5
Coding region: 1-990 (329 amino acids)
Source: RefSeq, a predicted model, not a curated record
AUGAGCUUGGAAUGUGAGAGCUGGGUGACCAAAAGGGGUGUGGUUGCCCAUACUUGCACUCUUUGCAAUAAGUGGCGGAUGAAGUGUAUCUGGCCAAAUCAGCUGGACGCAAUCACCACCGGUACAGGUACAACCACCACACCUACCCCACCAGUCACACCCAUCGCCACUCGAUCAAAGACCACUGGGAAGAGCAAGACUGACAUUCACGCUAAGCGGCCUAGUCCCAUCCUGGAGGAACCGGAUGUCAAUGUUGAAAUGGAUGCUCCUGCAGUGACAAUCACUGGUCUUCCCGGUACUGCCCCAGAUGAAGCACCUGAGGGAACUCCAAACACAUUUGCUGUGGACCGGUGGAUCAAACCUAUGGAUGACAGUAUCUUACCUCCAGCGCCCUUUGUUGACACACCAGGCGAAAUCCGGUACUCGCCUCUCUGCACACGUGAUGACAUGAUUCAUGAUGACCUGUCCCAUCGCAUUGACCGGCUGCAAGCUGACUAUACAGAAGAAUUGAACACCCAGAAGGGACUGGUGGAUCACUUGGCUUUUCAGAUGGGUAGCAUUGCCCGGUACCUCAGGGACAACCCAAGGACCACUGCAGCGACGGCCGCAACUCCACCUUCGUUUAAUCCACCACCCAUUGUCAUUCCCAGUACUCCCUUAUUCCCCGAGUUUGGCUCCAUCAGUGCCUUAGGUCAUGCCGUCACCAAUAACGUGUUUACUCCAGAUGUAUUUUCGACCAAUGCAUGCCCUAUUGGCGAUGGCUCACCGGUCACAAGAAACGAGCCGGCACCGGCAUUUGCAUCUACCUCUACCUCCACCAUGAAUCCUGUGCCCACCAUGGGGGAAUCCGGUCCACCCAUUCAUCCGGUUGGUGCAUUUCUGGUACCACCUCCCACUGUCCCAAUGGCAUCUAUGCCUUCUACUACAACCCUUCACAUGCUGGUCACCGGGCCAUCAAAUGUGCCGGCUGAUGGGUCAGUCAGACUAUGA